AUGGACUUCCAAGUCAACUCUUUAAACGAGAAUGAGUCUCAUGAGGAACCUAAAGGCACCGUCCACGACUGGGCAGAAUUGUCCAACCCCAACUACGCUAUCCCUCCUCUAGUGGAGGGCGUCCCCGAUGCAACUAGUGUGUCCGAUGACGGCGAAACAGUGGAGGAUAAGCCUUUCCUCGACUAUCAAGACGAUUAUACUGCUCUCGAUUCCACUGAGCCCAAGCCACUCGUACCUACGGCCACUGUGGCUUGGCUUUACGGCUACCUCCCGACCGUUGACAAGAGCCUGUGGUCCGAUUUAAUACUCAGCAUGGCACGCAACUGCCUCGCAUAUCUGCUCGAAAUCGUGGAAUGCGCCGCCCAGAUGAUGAAGGGACCCAUGUCAUACCUGGUGUUCUUCUGGAUGAUGCUCGAGGUCACCAAGAAAGCAACGCCCAUCCUAUUGGAAGCCCUACCGCCCAUAUGUGUCCUCCCAGGAACAUCGCUCCUACCAGCCUGUCGCUCUGAGUCUCUCAGUACAGGGAGUACCAUUUCUAAAGGGUUGCGAGGCAUGGAUUUCCCCAAGAUCUUCGACAUCCAGAAGAAGACCUUCGAUCACCUAGCAGAUCAAUCAGCCUCUUUCGGGGGUAGUGGUCUAUCUCUGGACCUCAAGAAGGUCGAAAUGGCCAGCAAAGACCUUGUCACGUUAGUUAAGGUCAGCGACAUGAAGAGCAGAGACGACAUCGCCCGGACAAUGACUACCUUUGUGCGCAAUGCCCAAUCUACCGGACGGGGCCUCAGUAAAUUCAAUGCGAAGAUGGGCGGGGCGAUGGACAGGCACGCUUCCUCGCUCGCAAUCAGUUUUACUCUUACCAACGUGUUCUCUUUCUGA
Molecule: messenger RNA, 873 nt
Organism: Pleurotus ostreatus (oyster mushroom)
Lineage: Eukaryota; Fungi; Basidiomycota; Agaricomycetes; Agaricales; Pleurotaceae
Exons: 2
Coding region: 1-873 (290 amino acids)
Source: RefSeq, a predicted model, not a curated record